Messenger RNA from Cygnus olor (mute swan), 2697 nucleotides. RefSeq names its product bestrophin 3 (gene BEST3). The record is from RefSeq and is a predicted model, not a curated record. Gene Ontology annotation, molecular function: chloride channel activity. The transcript is spliced from 10 exons. Bases 112 to 2118 code for a protein of 668 amino acids. Lineage: Eukaryota; Metazoa; Chordata; Aves; Anseriformes; Anatidae.
CCAGCCCCGAGGGGUGCCCUAUUUGGGACGUCUGAGCAAGAGGAAGGGUCCGGGAUUUGCCUUCGUGCUUGGAUUGCCAGAUCCAAAGAGCAGGCACAGCCUGCCAAGACGAUGACAGUCACUUAUUCCAGCAAAGUAGCAAAUGCCACUUUCUUUGGAUUUCACAGAUUACUCCUAAAGUGGAAAGGCAGCAUCUACAAAUUGCUGUACAGAGAAUUUAUUGUUUUUGCUACUCUUUACACAGCGAUAAGUGUAUUAUACAGAUUUUUUCUUACAGGAAGCCAAAAACGGUUCUUUGAAAAAUUAUCAAUUUACUGUGACAAAUAUGCUGAACAAAUCCCAGUAACUUUUGUGCUUGGUUUCUAUGUCACGUUGGUGGUGAACCGGUGGUGGAACCAGUUUGUGAAUUUGCCAUGGCCAGACCGACUGAUGUUCUUGAUCUCCAGCUGUGUCCAGGGAAGAGAUGAAUACGGCCGCUUGCUCAGGAGGACUCUAAUGCGCUACGUGAAUUUAACUUCUCUGCUGAUCUUUCGCUCCGUGAGCACAGCCGUCUACAAAAGGUUUCCCACCAUGGACCAUGUGGUGGGUGCAGGUUUUAUGACAAGAUAUGAAAGAAAAAUAUUUGAUGACCUUAAGUCUCCCCACCUAAAAUACUGGGUUCCCUUUGUCUGGUUUGGAAAUCUGGCAUCCAAGGCACGGAAGGAGGGUAGAAUUCGAGACAGUGUGGAUCUGCAGACGCUAAUGAAUGAGAUGAAUAAGUACCGGUCUUGGUGUAGCCUUUUGUUUGGCUAUGACUGGGUUGGAAUUCCACUGGUCUAUACACAGGUUGUUACUCUUGCAGUCUAUACCUUUUUCUUUGCCUGCCUGAUAGGGCGACAAUUUUUGGAUACUGACCAAGGGUAUCAGGGACAUGACUUAGAUCUUUACAUUCCAGUCUUCACACUGUUACAGUUCUUCUUCUACGCAGGAUGGCUCAAGGUCGCAGAACAACUUAUUAAUCCAUUUGGAGAAGAUGAUGAUGAUUUUGAAACUAAUUGGUGCAUCGAUCGAAACUUACAGGUCUCGCUUCUGGCGGUGGAUGAGAUGCACAUGAACUUACCGAGGAUGGAGAAAGAUAUUUACUGGAAUGACUCUUCUGCCCGGCCACCCUACACAAAAGCAGCUGCUGAUUACUGCAUUCCGUCAUUCCUUGGAUCGACUAUUGAAAUGGGGCUGGCUGAUACCGAAUUCCUCUAUGGGGAAGAGUGGCCCUGGGAAGAGGAGAAACACCGAAGACAACACUCAGUGCUGAGAAGAGUCAAGAGAUUUCUCAGUGUCCAUGAGAGUCCUUCAUCCCCUGCUCACCGGCGCUACAAUCGGCAGACGAGUGAGAAUUCGGUGUUUUUCCCGGCAGAUGAAAAGGGGCACAUCAGAAGGCUGCAAGAAAUGCACACAAGGGGGAGACAUUCUACCUCAAGCUUCAAGAAGAAACAUGAAGGCGUUGAAAGAAGUAACAGACUUCACAGUAGCAGAGAUCUAGGACCGAUAACUGAAACCUCAAGGAAUGAGACACAGUUCAAUGACAGUGACACCUCAUCUGAGACAAGCAAGCCAGUUCCUGAGGUCAUCAUCUCUGAAGUCGAGGAGAAAGCACCUGAUGUGCUGGGCAAACCCGCUCUGCAAACAGAGAGCACCACAGGUAUGCCAGAAGAGAAGCUCCAAAGGAGCCUAACUGAGGCAGACGUGACUCUUCUGGACCUUCCUUUCUUCCCCCCAGAAGUGACUACAUACCUCCCAGACUCUGACAUGCAUCAGUCACUUCCUAGCAUGAUAAGGGAGCCCAAACACGAACCCCAUAGUAGUAACAUAGCCGGUUUCGUAACAGAUCAUGAGGGAAACCUCCAGCGAUGGAGUUUACCAAGCUUCCACAGUCCCAGUACAAUGUCAAAUGCUGACUCUGCACCUCCCGUAACAGAUCCUGGGACAACUUUACAACAAAGGACCUUAAGUGAUGGAAAAAACGUUACUUCUGCUGCUGCUCCAGAGACAUUUGAAAUGCACCACUUACUAGGUAACCUGGAUACAAAAGAAACAGCCAUAGUAGAAUUUUCUAAUGAGAAAAGUGAAAGAAAACUUUGACAGUGCUUCUUCUGGGUCUGGCUGAACUUCCUCUCUUUUCUUGAAAAUGGUUCUCACACAGAUUUGUUGCAAAGUCCAGAAAGGCAGGCAUGCUGCUCAGACAAGUCCUGAGCAAGAUCCAGUAGAGGAUUUGGGCACCUAAACAGGAGGCACUGUGGUGACAUGCUUUAAGCCAUUUGGUCACUUGCUUCAAAUCUGUGACCCUGUGGGGAAAACACUUAUGGAGAGAACUGAGAGCCUCAGAAGUGGAUGCAAACCAGGCAGCACACACAGCAGUGAGAUGUAUAGGCUCACCUAGAGGAAACACUAAGGUAAAGAAGAGCAGAGGUGGCUUUGUACACUUUGGAUCCACCCUGAACACUGCCAUCUAAUCUGACGGCCAUUCUCUCGGAUUUAAGCCUGUAACAUCCUCGCAAGAUCACCAACAGUUUUGGUUUCUAGUCAAGCAGCUGGAAAGGGAGAUGUGGGCUCAAUUCCCUCAGCCUGGAGAGAUUCAGUCUAAUAUCUCCCACUGCCUGGAGGGAUGCUUGAAAAAUCAGGCUCCUUGCUUGUGGUUUGUGGGGGCAAGAGCCCGCUCUG